CCGCUGGUAGUCCUCGCCCAUCAACUCCUGCUUAAGCGCACGUCCCGCGGCUUCGGUCGGUCGCGCGGCGGCGAUUUGGCCACCUCGCGGUAUCGAGAGACGGGCCGCUCUGAAGACAUCUCCUCGGGUGCACUCCUGGUUUUACGGCCUGGGGCUGCAGCGGAGGCGACCCAUUUGCGCCGGCGGAGGCCCAAUCAGCCAUCAACGAUAUCAUGCAAGCCGCCGGCGAAAGAGAAUGGCCCGCUGGCUGGUUUGACCAAAAUCCAAACCCUAGCAGCAAAGUGCUCGAGCGAGAAGUUAUUUGAAGCUACAUGGAACCUGAAAGUUCACGGUCCGUUGCUCAAACUGGUAAUGACCGCAAUCCAUGGUGUUUUUCGUCAUUUGAUUACAACAGCAAGAAUUGAGUCCAAAUGGCUUCCAAUCACCCGCAUUUCGCCAGUAACCUUAGUUUCAGCGUCAGAAUCCGGGUCGAUCAGGUGUUCUGGCAAUAUUGUCGGGGGAAAGAUGGUAGAUUUUGCCAUGACUUUGGAUACUGUUUUGACUCCUUUGGCAGUAAUUAAAGAGCAUAUUUAUGCCAGCGACCUUCCAGCAGAUUUAUCUAUCAACCAGACCACAUACAACCCGCUAACUUUGCUGCCGAUUGGUGUAAGCGUUGAGACCAAGGCUUUUGUUGCGGGAGCCGAACAAGGCCGCAUUCAAUUUGUUCCAUGGACAAUCGCAUGGUACAAGAGAACCCAGGCCUGGUUGGAUAGCUGCGCCGAUGAUCUCCGUCUUCUGUCCCGGCUUUAG
Messenger RNA from Pyricularia pennisetigena, 789 nucleotides. RefSeq lists its product as uncharacterized. The annotation marks the transcript as partial. NCBI's taxonomy places the organism in Eukaryota, Fungi, Ascomycota, Sordariomycetes, Magnaporthales, Pyriculariaceae. The record is from RefSeq and is a predicted model, not a curated record. The transcript is spliced from 2 exons.